GGACCGGGGCAAGUACCAAGGUCUUCAAAUCUAGGAUUACUCAUUAUGAUACUUGGUUACAAUCCAGUGUUGCAAGCACUGCUAGGAACCUUACUGACGUGGGGAUUGACAGCUGCUGGCUCAGCACUUGUAUUUAUCUUUUCCAGUGGGCAGAGACAAAUCCUGGAUGGAAGUCUAGGCUUUGCUGCAGGGGUUAUGCUGGCUGCUUCUUACUGGUCCCUUCUUGAACCUGCUAUUGAACUAGCUGAGGACUCUGGGAAGUUUGGAGCCUUCGCCUUCCUCCCUGUAGCCAUUGGCUUCACUCUGGGAGCAGCAUUUGUAUACCUCACUGACCUCCUCCUUCCAUGGCUGGAUAUCAAUGUAUCUCCUCAAACAUCACUGGCUUUAAGUUACGAUUCAAAAGUGAUUAAAGAGAAAUAUGAACAGCAGGCCACGGAUCAUCAGGAGUAUGAAAAUGAACUGUCCAUCCGGAUAGGUAGAACAGCUUUACAUUCAGACAAAGGUGAAAAUGGGGAACCAUAUCAAAGGAGGAAAGGUGCUGGACAUAAUCAGCCAGAUCUUCCUGCAGCGUCCCAAACUCUCAAAGACAGCCCUCCUGUUCCAGCAAGCAGCAGUUGGAGGAGGAUCAUGCUGUUGAUUUUAGCAAUAACAAUACACAACAUUCCUGAGGGUUUGGCUGUUGGUGUUGGAUUUGGUGCUGUUGGAAAGUCACCUUCUGCAACUUUUGAAAGUGCAAGGAAUUUAGCCAUUGGGAUUGGCAUUCAGAAUUUUCCAGAAGGGUUGGCCGUCAGUCUUCCCUUGCAUGGGGCAGGAUUUUCAACAUGGAGAGCAUUCUGGUAUGGGCAGUUAAGUGGCAUGGUGGAGCCCCUAGCUGGCAUCUUUGGUGCUUUUGCCAUGGGGCUAGCAGAGCCUCUCCUCCCAUUUGCUUUGGCUUUUGCUGCUGGAGCAAUGGUGUAUGUGGUGAUGGAUGAUAUCAUCCCAGAAGCACAGAUCAGUGGCAAUGGGAAGCUGGCUUCCUGGACCGCCAUCUUAGGAUUUGUGGUUAUGAUGUCCCUGGAUGUAGGACUUGGAUAAUAAGAAAUAAUGCCUUUUUUCAAAUUGAAAAUGCAUCAAAAUGCAUCAAAACAGGAGAAAUUGCACAGCAGAAAUUGCAGCUGGACUAUUAUAUUUUACAUUAUUGUGUGGAAUUGAACUGGUAUUGAUUUAAUUAUAUUGAUUUUUUAAACUUGUCAUAAUAUAUAUGGAGAUGAUCUUGGGAAGCAGGUUCUUUUUGUGCAUUUGUUCUUUUGCCUCUAAUUAGUUCUGUUUCUUCAAGGCUGUUGGUUAUGAAACAUAAUCAUGAGUUUUAAGAGGUUUUUUUUUAUUCUUCUCAUUGUUGAGGCAGGUUUCCAUAAAUGUAACUGUCCAGUAUGGUGUAUAAUUGAUGGUCUUUGCUGUAUGUAUUGUGUUGUAUGGAACAAAGUGGGACAGCCUCAGAAACCUUCAAGGCUUAUAGUUUUCUAUUGACACACAAUGAGCUACAACACAGGUGUGUUGAGUCUUUUCUUCAGGAAUUUGGAAAUAUUUACUUUUAUAAGUUGCCGAAAUAAAUUGUUUUUUUAAAUAAUCAAGAGCAUAGAUUAGAUUUUAGGAGAUUUACUUGGACAGCAAGGCUGAAUUGUUAAUGUGCCCUUUACACAUCCUGCACUAAACAGUUCUCAGCAGUAAAUCUCUGCAGGUGGAUCAGAAUUUCUUGACAAUGUAUAGUUUGUUCUGCAUUGUCACUGCAAGUAAAAAAAGACAGUAGUGUUUUGUUUCAUUGUUUAAACCAAUAAUAAUAAACCUGUUCCAAACUUUUUUCUACCUUUGGGGAUCAAUGGUAAAUGGUCUUGUGUUUAAAAAAAAUGUUUUGAGGAAUUGCACUGGAUAUAAAGAUGGCAUGACUCAACAAAGGUUAAUAUAAACAAAUCAUUUUUUCUAACUAUCUGACAAAUCUGUCAUAAAUGUGUGCCAAGGCCCUUGUAUAAGAAGAUAAUAUCCACGAGGCUGUACAGUCUGAAGGACUAGACAAUUUUACAGAUCUAGCAAGAGAACUUAGUAUAUGUAUGGGAUGUACCUUUGACUCAGGACUGUUUGCUUUACAUCUCCAGUAUUUAUUCUUCCAAAUGAAGCCUUAAGAAUUGUGCUUGAGAUCUCUCUUCCCAGAGGUUACCAGUGGGGUUCAUGCAAAUGGAUAAAUACUGCCAAUAGUAGCCCCAUUCCUAGCCUAUACCAUAGUGGUAAUUAGUUAGGCUUUUCUGAUAAUUCUUAGUGUCCCAGGAGAGAUGGAAUAUUAGAUGAUUGUUUCCAGACCUAAAUGAAUAUUCUAGAGUAAAGCUUUCUAAGAGCCAUGCAACUUCCAUUAACUAACAAGUAUUCUUGAACAAAAUUAAAUUAUAUAGAAUUGUUUCUUCAUUUUGACAAAGGGGUUUGUUAUUAUGCACAAGGACCAGUACAGAAUGAUGUUUGUAAUUGAUUUUUUCUUUAAAAAAAAAUCUGAAUAAAAAGGGAUCAAUAAUGUG
Messenger RNA from Crotalus tigris (Tiger rattlesnake), 2540 nucleotides. It is a transcript of the gene SLC39A11, whose product is annotated as solute carrier family 39 member 11. Gene Ontology annotation, molecular function: zinc ion transmembrane transporter activity; DNA binding. Bases 46 to 1074 code for a protein of 342 amino acids. The record is from RefSeq and is a predicted model, not a curated record. Gene Ontology annotation, cellular component: membrane. The transcript has 10 exons. NCBI's taxonomy places the organism in Eukaryota, Metazoa, Chordata, Lepidosauria, Squamata, Viperidae. Gene Ontology annotation, biological process: DNA recombination; zinc ion transmembrane transport; DNA integration.